Bufo gargarizans (Asiatic toad) is the source of this 10298-nucleotide messenger RNA. It is a transcript of the gene AKAP13, whose product is annotated as A-kinase anchoring protein 13. The transcript has 41 exons. Gene Ontology annotation, molecular function: MAP kinase scaffold activity; guanyl-nucleotide exchange factor activity. Gene Ontology annotation, biological process: adrenergic receptor signaling pathway; regulation of Rho protein signal transduction; positive regulation of canonical NF-kappaB signal transduction. The record is from RefSeq and is a predicted model, not a curated record. Lineage: Eukaryota; Metazoa; Chordata; Amphibia; Anura; Bufonidae. Gene Ontology annotation, cellular component: membrane; actin cytoskeleton. Bases 152 to 7858 code for a protein of 2568 amino acids.
CGCGGACACCGGAGCUCCCGGCCAGCAGCCUCGCCCCGUACAGCAUGUGUCUGGUUGUGCUGUGAGGAGCAGCCCGGAGCCCUGCCGAGGAAUGCCCGGCUCCCUGGUCACACUUGUUGCUGCCUAAGCAGGAGAUACGGUGUCCUGGGUCAUGAAGCUGAAUCCAACACAAGCUCCAUUGUAUGGUGACUGUGUCCUGACAGUGAGCCUCACCGAGCAGAGCGAGCUGGAAGACGAUGCUGUGUUCUACCUGCUGUUUGCCGGCUCCACUCUCAAACAUUUAGCAAGUGCUCGGAAAGUAGACUCUGCGACUCUAGAGACGGUCACCCCAGGUCAUGACUGCUGUGAGCAAGUAAAGGUCCUAUUGUUUGCUUCCAAGAAAGGCCUGUCUUUCAUAGUAGCCCAGGAGAACUUUGAGUUCAUCAAAGACGAAGCCUAUGAAUCUGCUCAGUUUUUGGCAUCCAGCGUUGGGAACCAGCAAGCUCUGCUAUUUGCAAAGUUCUUCUUAAAUAAAUCCAGAUCAUCUUCUAGGGAUGCAGCCAUACUGGAUAAGAAGAUCACAUUGGCUUUUCGACAUUUACGGUUACCCAGUGGAUGGAACAUUUUGGGAGAACCCCCAAGUAUAACAGAUGGUCUUGGGCAGGAGACAUUGAUGCACUUUGCUGCAAGGCUUGGCCUCUGUGCAUUGUCAAAGUUUCUUUUGGAACAGCCAGGAGGGAGGACAUCACUGGCCAUUUCCAACACUGAAGGAGCGACGCCUGUAACCCUCGCUUUGGAAAGAGGCUUCUUGAAGUUGCACCAUUUGUUAACAGAAGUGGACCCCCAGUGUAUUGGCCUUGAUACUGAACAGUCUCAUGUUGAGCACUCUGGAGAUUUUGGGGUGAAGCACCAUUAUGGACUAAAUGUUUACAUUCUGACCAAGAAAUCCCAAGUGGAAGCACAGGACAACAUGGAGGACAUCAAGGAGCUGAGUGACUAUAUCCAAAGUCAUUCUCCAUGUCCAGGUACAGAUGUAAGAACACCGCAGGGACCAGCAUUUGAAGAGGCAUCUGAUGUAUUUAAUCAGGACUUCAGGGCACCUUGUGCUAGUGACACUGUGAACUCACAAGCAAGUACUGGAGUGUUGCAGGAAGAGGGUGAAGGUGCCAAGCCCUGUGGUAAAUCUGACAAUGAGGUGGAAACCGUGGGUGGAGACGUUGCAAGUUUGAGUCAAGAUGUUGAACCCAAAGAGGAAGAGGAGGGGAGAGAACGUAUUGUAAAGGCAGAGAAUACAUCAGCUACAAACCGACACAUACCAUGCUGUUCCACUGAGGUAGAAGCUGCUGGAAAUCUUCUCUCUGAUGGAAACACAAAUGAGGAAACUGGAAUGACUUCAACUGGAAUUGUUUUGGACCUCAAAGCCCUGGGCAAAAGUGAUAAAGUAGAUGAGGAAAUGAUUGCUGAAACCGAGCAAGCCACGCCAAUUGCAUUUGUGGAAGCUGCACACAAAGUCGCUGAUGUUCCUGAAGACAUCAAUGUGAACAUGGGACAGUCCGUGUCUGGCUAUUGUACUAGUGCAUCACGCACCACCGACACAGUGUGUCACACCGGGAGUAAUGAACAGGAAGCAGAACUUCCGGGGCCUGUCUGUAAAGACGAUCAAUCUAGUAACCUUUCUGGUGACUGCCUAAGCCAAGGAGAGCCAGGUACAUGUUUAGCUUCUGAAGCAAGGCACUCGCAUAUUGCACAAGGGUUAAAUGUUGUAGAUCGCAACAAGACCCGUGACUCUAAAAAACACAGUUCACAAUCACAAAAUAGAACUUUGGAGCACUUUGCUGAUUGUUUAGUCCUGUCUGUUGUAGAUGGAGUCCUAGCCAUGCGAUCAGAUCAUCUAAAGGAUGGUGAAUUAGAACUGAAAAAUGAAAAAGACCUUGAAACCAUUGCUGAUAAUCUGGCGGCAUCAAUAAUAAGCACAAGCUUUGUGGAGUUGGAAGGUACCUCUAGUGAGAAAGCAACUGAGGCUUCAGAAGUUAUGGACAAUAAACCUCAAGAGGAAGUCUCCUCCGAACCUGUGGUAAAAGACUUCACAUCACGUGACUGUGACCAAACACAUGAGGAUGCAGAGGUUCCUCUUGCUGGUAUGGCUGCAGAAAAUACAACUCCUGAAAUACUAAUGAAGUCUAGUUCUCAACCUCCACCAUCUCAAGAUCUUCCUUUGUCUAAUGAGAGUGAAAAGGAGAGUGCAGAAAAUAAAGCAAUUGCUGUGGGAGAAUUCAGUGUUGAGGACCAGGCUGUCAUGUCUGAGUCCAGCUCAGGUCUACACGUUAGAGGACUGACUAAUGCAGAGCCGUAUGAGCAGCAGCAGAAUAAGAGUGAAAACCUAGAAGCACUGCCACCUGCUGGACCAACCUCCUCACUGCAGACAGAUGAUGAGGCAUUGCCUUGUACUAAAUGCGAGUUACACACAGACUCUGACACUCCCUCCCUGUUUAAUAAUUAUGAAUGCUUGAAAAACCAGGAAGUAUUAGGAGUGGAAUCAGUUCUCACUGAAAUGCAGAAAGCUGCCGUGACCGCCACCAGUGAGCGGAGCCCUGAUGACGGACAGCUCACCUGUGCAAGUGACAAGACAGAUGGCAAACAGGACACUGAACGUGUAGAGGAAGGCACUGAUGAUUUAGCUGAUCCUGUGGAUUACAAGCCACCUUCAGAGAAUGGAAACGCAAGUGAAAAGGAAGAGCCCAAAGAUGCUGUGAAGGAGUUCGAUGUAGGGUAUGAUAGAAGUGAGGAUGACUCUGAGCUGGUGAACGUCCCAAGAGUAUCACUUCAGCCUAUAGCAGAGGAGACUUUACUUAAUGGUGAAUCCACUUCAGACACAGCCUCUAGUAAUGAUGCCUCAUCAUCUGACGUCAGCGAUUCAGAAAAGUCUGUAGGUCCAGACGAAGAGCAAACUGUGGACCCGUUCUCCCAGGCGGUGGAUUGCUUAUCUGAUGAUGAAGAAGCUGUUGCUCUUGAGACUUCAUUUAUAAGUUCUAAUGGAGUUACGUGCAUGGCGGAGGUCAGAGAAGUCUCGGGCAAUGAAAUUGCUCAGUCUUCUAAUGUCCAACCAGUCCAGGGUAAAGAGUAUUAUGUGGAGGCUCCUCACAUCCUAAAAGAAGACGACUCUGGUUUGGAUUUAUCCGUGAACUUGGAGGAUACUCUGUGCCCUAGCAUGUCGGACACGGAAAUUGUCUCUGGAGAAUAUCUCGAUCCUAAAGUAGAUGAUGAAGUGGAUUUUGCCAAACUACAUCUAAGCCCCAGAACAAAAGUGAUUAAAAACUGCUGCUCCCUAACCCCAUGUCCACAUCCAGUCCUUCUUGAACCAAAGCAGACAAAUGACACCAAAGAAUGCAGCCAGUUUGUGGAGGACACGCUCAAGGCAGAACAUUCAUCUCCGGACACACUGAAAAGAGAUCCUGCAAGUGACUUGAACUACAUGUCCCCUGAGGUACUGGACGAAAUGAUCUUUACAAAGCUUGAAGAUGAACAGUCUAUGAUCAACGCCGCCAGCUCUGGUUCAGAGGACACUUCAUCCCUAGAAAAGAACUCUUCCCAUGAAAGUGAUAUUUCCCUUUCCCGUGCCUUAUCGGAGCGAAAGCACAGAGACUUGGAUGGUAGUGUCGUGGCUGGAAAUAGGAUGCACUCUAAGAAGACAGGAAUGUCAGAGGUUGAAGAAGAGAAGGUGGACAAUGUUACAGAAGAGUCUCCACACACCGUUAAACCCAAGAGCACAAUUCGCUCUCUAUCUCCUUCCAGAAGACAUAGCUGGGGGCCUGGGAAGCACAAAGGCAAUAACUCUGAUAUUAGUCACAGGAGUUACAGUUUGGAGGGCCUCGCUGGCUUUGAAAAUACCCCAGCGACCACUCAGGAGCCCUCUUCUGGCCCUAACAGGCUGUCGGCAUCACUCUUCCUGGGAGAGGAUCGUGGGUCAUUAACUUCUUUGACAGAAGAGGAGCAAGUUGAUCAGGGGACUGACAGAGCUGCCCAUCAUGGGUGUCAAGAGGAGCACUCUUUAGGCUUUACGAGGAGCAGUCAUUCUGGCUCAGAGGACACGUCUUCUCUAGAAAUGAACUCUUCCCAUGGAAGUGAUGUUUCUAUUUCUCGUCCUAUAAAUGAGAGAAAGGACAGUAACACAUUAAAUUUGGGGGAGAGAGAAAAUGAGAAGACUGGAGUAUCAGAAAAUGAAGGAGAGGAGUUGGACAGGAUUACAGAAGUGUCUCCACAUGCCAGUCGCUCCAGGAGCGCCAUCCGCUCUCUGUCUCCAUUUAGAAGACAUAGCUGGGAACCCGGAAAGCAUAAAAGCAAUAAUGCUGAAAUCAACCGCAGAAGUUCAUUGCGAAUUCUGGGGGAUGUUAUAAAGAAGCCAGCUACUCAUAGAAGAAGUAUGAGCUGGUGUCCCUCAGAUGCACAAUGCACCUCUGUAGGUGGUGACUUUAAUUAUAGAAGUUACAGCCUGGAAGGCCUUGCUGAAAAUAACCCACCGACCACUCAAGAGUCCUCUUUUGUCACGAGAAAGCUGGCUGGAGCACUGUGCAAAGGAGAGGAUCGUGGCUCCUUGACUUCCUUAACAGAAGAAGAACAAGAGUCAGAUCAGAGGACUGGCAGAUCAUCCCAUCAUGCUGCCUGUGAAAGAUCUGAAGUUCAUGAUUUGGUUUACUCUGGUUCACUUGGGGCUCCUCGUCUGUCAAAGUCAAUGUCACUAACCGCAAUUGCCAAUCCACUUUUGGAGGUCCAGGGUCGGAUACAACCAAAGAGGCGAAUAUCCUUCUCCUUCAGCAUCUCUCCACUUAUUCCUAAGUCUAAACAUAUCUUUUCUAUUGGCACCUCGUCCAGUGAGGACGAGUCAGAUAGCUCACGGACAUUAAAUAUUGGCAGCAAUUCUUUGGCACACAGUAUAUCUGAGGAAUGCAGCAACCAAUUGCCACCAAGUCCCUCCCAAAAGGACUUAGAGGGCAAAGGUGUUACUAAAGUAAGCCGGACAUUUAGCUACAUCAGGAAUAAAAUGUCCAGCGGCAAGAAAACAAAGGAAAAGGACAAGGAUAAGACAAAAGACAAGGAAAAGGAGCCUAAUGAAAAAAGCAAAGAGAAGCACAAAAGCAAUGGGCAUACAUUUGUCACUGCAACGAUGACUGAUACCCUAACAUGCAAAAGCUGCGACAAGCCUUUCACCAAAAAACCUGGUUGUGUGUGUCAAGAAUGUGGCUUGGCUGUGCAUAGAAGCUGCAGAGACGUCGUAGAUUCCUGUGCAAAGAUCAAGGAAGAAAAGAUUUUACAAGCCCAGCAGGGGGCUGUCACUCAAACCGUGGUCAUGAGAAAUAAAGGUUCCCAACCAAAGGAGCGGCCUCGCUCAGCAAUCGUGGCAGUAGAUGAAAAGUCUUUGAUGACGCUUGGCUUCAACGCCAGAAGACCGCAGACUGCUCUGUCCAUCUCCAAAAGUAUCUCUACACAAAAUAUCUCAGGGCUUGGGCGCGAUGACAAUCUUCUGGGCAGCUUGAGGGCUUUGUCACAAUCAACAGACUCUUUGCACAAAGUCAGUAAGGGCAAUGAGUCCAUGGAGUCGCUGAGUGAUGAAGGCACUGAUCUGUAUGAGGGGCAGCUCAUGGGAGAGUUUGAGAUGGACUCGAGGCAGCUGGAGAAGGCCUCUUGGAGUGAAGCAGUGGACAGCGGGUUUCUUAUGCAACAAAUGAAAGAUGUUGUGAAACGUCAGGAUGUUAUUUAUGAGCUUAUGCAGACUGAAAUGCACCACAUCCUCAGACUGAAGAUCAUGAGUGACAUCUACUGUCAGGGAAUGUCGUCUGAACUGCAGUAUGAGCAGCAAGUCAUAGAGAAGAUCUUCCCAUGCAUGGAAGAUCUGCUGAAUCUCCACACUCAGUUCUUCCAGCGAAUGUUGGAAAGAAAAAGGGAAUCUAUGGCUGAAAAAAGUGAGAAGAAUUUUGUCAUCAGAAGGAUUGGUGAUAUUUGCACACACCAGUUUUCCGGAGAAAAUGCAGAGCGUAUGAUGAAAACAUACGGUAAAUUUUGUGGCCACCACAAGGAAGCGUUGGACUACUUCAAGGACCUGCUGUCUAAAGAUAAAAGGUUUCAGGCCUUUGUAAAGAAAAAAAGUAGUAGCCCCUUAGUCAGGCGUAUGGGGAUUCCAGAGUGCCUGUUACUGGUUACACAGAGAAUUACCAAGUAUCCGAUCAUUUUGGAGCGAAUUCUGCAUUAUACAGAAGAAAAUGAGGUGGAACACCAGUCUGUAACAUAUGCCCUAAGCCUGGUAAAGGAUGUUAUAAAUGGAGUGAACAACAAAGUAAAAAAUUACGAGAUGAAGAAGCGCCUCCACGAGAUCUAUAGUAAAACAGACAGCAAGUCUAUACAACGGAUGAAGAGUGGACAAAUGUUUGCCAAGGAGGAUCUAAAGAGAAGAAAAUUUGUUCGUGAUGGCCCCGUGUUCUUGAGAUCCAACCAAACCAGUAGAUCGAAAGAGGCCCUGGCUGUUCUGCUGUCUGAUGUUUUAGUCUUCCUCCAAGAAAAGGACCAGAAAUACGUCUUUGCAUCACUGGAGCACAAAUCAACAGUGAUAUCUUUGAAGAAUCUCAUUGUGCGGGAGGUAGCUCACGAUGAAAAGGGCCUGUUCCUGAUCAGCAUGGUUGGAAAAGACCCUGAAUUAGUAGAAGUACUUGCCAGUACCAAGGAAGAGAGGAACAGCUGGAUUGAAACAAUCAAGGAAACAACGAGGACAAUGGAGAAAGAUGAGGAUGAAGGUGUUCAGAGUGAAUCUGAGGAAGAAAAAAGAAACUGGGACACCAAAGCCAAAGAACUAAAAGAGCAACUUCAGCAAAAAGAUGAUCAGAUUAUUGGUUUACUUGAAGAAAAAGAGAAGAUAUUCCAAACCUUGGUGGACAGUAGUACUCAUGAAAAGAAUUUGUGUACGUCUGGAAGAAUUCUUUUCAGAGCGAACACAGAAGAGGCUCCACGAGGAGAGAGUUUAAUAAAAAGUGCAAUAAAAGAAGUUGAGACACUUCAGGUCCUGUUAAACCAGAAUCUGUGGAGCAGUAUAGUUCAGCAGGUUCCCAGUCCGACAGACCUGGAGGCUGGAGUCGGGUCAAUUUCUCUACCUCGAAGAGCAGAAACCUUUGGAGGGUUUGACAGCCAUCAACUUAAUGCCUCUAAAAGUGGAGAGAAAGAAGAGGGAGAAGAUGGACAGGAUUUAAGGCGGACAGAAUCGGACAGUGUUCUGAAAAAGGGAGUGAGUCCCAGCGUUAUGCUUAAGAGAAAUGGAGAGCACGUUCUCCAGACAGUCUCCAAUCUUCACAAACUGCUGAGUAACUUGCAGGCUGUGGUGCUGCAGCAAGACACCUUUAUUGAACAUCAGAAGCUGAGGCUAAAUGAGAAACCCCUCACACGAACCUACUCCAAACCAAAGUCCUUGACUGAACAGGAAAAGGUGGAGCAACUGCUACAGGACAUUGUUAAUCUGGAAAAGCAGCAAACCGACCAGCAGGUUCCACUUCAACCAGAGAAACUGUCCAAGGCCCCCUCACUGCCUGACGGCACAGAUUCUUUAAAAAGAUAUAACUCUAGUGUUCCAAAACAGGAGCACCUGGACUGUAAACCCUCUGCUGUACCCAAAAAGGACACUUUGUCACGGACAGAGAGUAAGCAAAAGGGGAAAGGCUUCAGUUUGCUUGGGAGCCAAACUAACAAACCAGUGGAGGGCCCCGCCACCAAUCGCCUUUUCAACCUAUCAAAAACAAAGGACAAAAAGGAAAAAAAGAAGAAAUCUAAAGGAAACCACUGUCCAAACUCUGAGUCGGUUCAUGUUGAGGGAGUGUCUCAGGAGGAAGAAAUCUUCUGCUGAUGUUCCCACGGAGGACAGGCCUACAUGCCGAAUACUGUACAUACUCAUUCCACACUGGGAUAUUGGCUACCAUUUCAGAAAGACUGGCUAUGAGUGGAGAACCCCCUGCUCCUUUUACUAUACAGAGAAAUACUGCCUAUUGACUGCUCCUGAAAAAUCUCCGUACCACUCAUUCAAAAAGCUGCCAUUUUUCUGGAGCCUUUGCUAUAUAGAAUUGUGGGAGCUCAGCCAGGAAAGGUCACCAGAAAGUAUGCUUUCUGACCACGUAGAACUGCUUAAGGUACAGUGAUGUGCCAGAGGCCUUCAUUACACGUUCUUCAAUGUUAUAUACCUAUGGAAUAUAAUCCAAACCCUUUACAACACCACUCAGACGGUAUCAACCUGUAGUUUUCUAUACGGCGCCCACCUAUUAAGCUCUGAAUACUCGCUGCUACUUUCCUACCCGUAGUUUUCUCUCGCUCAUUCUGGAUGGGAUUGUGUAUUUGGUGAGAAAAAGAACGGUUAGUUGUUAUCUUGAAGUCUGAAUUAGGAAUAGGUUCCACCCCAAAUCAAAUGAUUUGCUAAAUUCUCGGCUUGGCAGUACUCUGCACAGAGGAGGAAUCGGCAUUAGCAUACUCGUGCAAAUCGCAGUUUAAUGUUGUGGUUUUAGCCAGUAGAGGACACUGUAGCCUACACUAACUGGAGCUAGCACGUUCUAUGCCAAGUAUUCCUCGUGACCACACAUUUUGUUACAUGAACUCGCUGUUUCAUCUCUUAACAAAAAAAUAACCAAAUUUCUAUUAUUCUGUGGAAAGCGUCCUCUUCAGUGUAUAAUCUGAUUAAAUUGUGUCCAGUUAUCGAUGUCCCGCUGCCUGCACAAAUGCCGUCAGUCACACCGCUGACACCACUGCUCUUCUUGAUAUGGAUUAUUAGCUCGAUGGGUAAUAUCCUGGAGCUCAGUACGUAGCGCAGCAGUAAGCAAUGUGAAUGCUAGCCAUUGCAACCAGUGAUUCAACAGGAAACUAUGGCUGCCAUUCAUCAUUGCUGCGGUAUACAGCAGCUUCCUUGAAGCUCCAGUCCUGCACCUAAAUUCCCCAAAUACAGAAAUCCCUUCCCCAUUUCACUUCGAUAUCUCCUUUAUUGCAUCUUGCAUGGUCUAAUGAAUUCCAGAAUAACGUGGGAACAUGUUUCAGGUUUUGUUUUUUAUAUUCUAGUAAAAAAUUAGACCCUUUUUUUCGUAUUUUUAUUAUUUAUUUAUUUUUUCUUUUCAAAUUUUCAAAACAGAUGUAGACAUGGCCGCUGCCUUCUGCAGUGUCUCUAUAGUGAAUUGGGGGAAGUUUUUCCGUGAAUGAUCAAUGUGCUGGUAGUGUGGAUGUUAAAAAAUAAAAUAAAAAUGAAGGUGAUGAAUAAGAAACCAUUUUAACCCUCAAUCUUUAUGGCUUUUUUUAAAAAAUAGUAGAGAACUAAAUUAAAGAAAUGUAUUAGCAAUAAGUAUACAUUAUAUGUAGGUGCUUGGGGUAUAGGUGACCUAAACCGCGCUGUUCACGAGAUAUCAGAGAUGCCUGGGUGGUGGCUUUGUGGGAGAGUAGACAUUUACCAUGGUGACCUCUGCCAGGAUGGUACCACUAUGCACUUUACACAAGCUGAAAUUCUAGAAGACAAUCACUGAUGCCCAGCAGCUUGUUAAUGGUAAAGGGAGUUGUAGUCCUGCGUACUGUAUUUCCUGAUGCAGGACGUGCACACGCUGUGACCGAGUCACUAAGGCGAGGGCUGUUUUUUUUUUUUUUGUUUUUUUUUCAUGUGACUGUGAUAGGAAAAGAGCAAAAAUACCAAAGGCCAAAUUUUUUUUUCCCAUGAGAGAGCUAGAAAUGACACAUGGUUAAAGGUGGCCAUUCACACAACUGUAUUUUUGGUCCGCAUUUAUUGCAGAUCAGAUGCAGACCCAUUCGUUUCAAGGGGGGCCGCAAAAGAUGCAGACAGCACAGCAUACCAUGUGCUGUCCGUAUAUCUGUUCUGCAGUCCCACCAAAAAAUAAAAAUAAAUAGAACAGCCCUGUUCUUGUAUUUUGCAGAUAAGAACAAGCAUUGUUACAAUGAGUCUGCGGAUGCCAUCCAUCACACGGACGUCAUCUGUAUUCUUAUGGAUCCACAUUUUGCAGACCACAAAAUACAUUGGUUGUGUGAAUAGAGCCCUAGACAAAUGUUGGGUUGAUUUUGCCGCUCCCCGAAGCAACAGCCGACCACUUAAUAUUUAUGGAGGUGACCCGACUCUUCCCUGACAGCAGAUGUCGGGGGGAGAGGAGGGUAGGGCAUGUUGGAUUUCACCUUCCAAAAUCCUUUUGAUCUUUUUCACCUCUCCCUAUUGAGAACCCAUGCAAAGUCCUACUAUUUCUGAAAAGAAUUUGCAUACAACUUGCAAUUUAUUUCAAAUUUGCAUGGAAAAUCACAUUAGCUGUACAACU